GACGCUGGCUCUUCCCUGGUGAGGCGUCAGUAUUUACACGAGUGUUUCCUGAAGCCUUUCGCACGCUGUUGUCCAGCGCGCGCAUGGCUCGGCGUUUGCGUGAAUAUAUAUUUCAUCCAUAACGAGGCUCGUGAGCGCGAGCUCGUACAAUCUGGGCGCUGCUUCCUAUGAUGCCGCCGCGUGCACUGCAGUGGUGCGCAGCUUUGCUCGGAGCAACACCCGCGCGCCUCUCCUCUCCGACGGCCAUGGAUGCUGAGUAGAGAACGGUCGACCCACGGCGCAGUGUCUGUCUGCAUUUGUCUGAAACAGCGAGCAGCAGCAGAACAGCAUCAUGCCAGGAGAAGCCGUCCCUCGUCGCAGAGCGCUGAAAUGUUAGGCCUGAGGAGCGAGCGCGUUAAAUCACAUCGGCAGGCUGUUUACAUCAGAGCGGGCCAGGAGAGCUGCUCCAUAACACCCUGCGUGUGGUUUCAGGCCCCUUUCUAUCACACUCAACACGAGACGCAUUAACUCAUCCUUCAUCAGGACUUUUAUAUUUUUCCAUCACUUCAGGGGAGCAGGAGGAGUAUGGAGUGGUCACUGGAGAGUGUGAGGGAGAUGGUGGCUGGUGGGAUGCAGUCUGUGAGGGAGUGUGAGGUCUGCGCGUUUGUCACAGUCAUGUGCGUGCUGGUGCUGUUUAUGUGGUACUGUUACAGGGUGGGCCGCGAACACGGUUCCAGCCCUCUGCGUGGGAGGUAUUUGAGUGGGUCCAGUCGGAUAGGAGGGGUGGUUGGGGGCUUCAUGAGUUCAGACUGUCGGGGCAGGGGGAAAGGGAAGCACGGCUCAAUGCUGGAGGAGCAGAAUGGCUUUGCUUUCUGCCAGUCGUCGGAGUGUUUCCGCUGUACCAGCGCAGGCGAGAGCCUCAACCAGAAGCUCUAUCACAGCCUGCAGGAGUACGCCAAGCGCUACACCUGGUCAGGUAUGGGGAGGGUGCACAAGGGAGUUCGUGACCAGGGACGGUACCUCAACAGCCGACCAACGAUCCAGCGACCGGAAGUCUUCUUCCUCCCCGACCUGCCGUCGGCCCCUUUCUUCUCCAGAGAAGUGCAGAGGCAUGACGUGGAGCUGCUGGAGCAGAGCUUCCCUGCACUUCUGGCUGAGUUUGAGAGCAUCUACCACCAACCUCCAGCCCGCAGCGGCUCCUCCCUCCCGCCGGGGUGGAAAGCAAACAGUACUCCUCGAGGGCAGUGGUGGACCUACUACCUGGUGAACCAAGGCACUCCUCUGGUUCUAAAUGUCCGGAGAUGUCCGCGGGCCUGGCGGGUGCUGGGCCAGCUGCGCACCUUCAUCGCCAACAACGUUUUCGGAAACGCCUGCUUCUCCGUGCUGACGCCUGGGGCGCUCAUCACCGAGCAUUACGGGCCGACUAAUGUCAGGCUGCGCUGCCACGUGGGACUCAGAGUGCCUCCAUCCUGUGAGCUUGUAGUUGGUGGAGAGCCACAGUGCUGGUCUGAGGGCAGCUGUCUGCUUUUUGAUGAUUCCUUCCUCCACAGGGCUUUCCAUGAGGGCAGUUCAGAAGAUGGCCCCAGGGUGGUCUUCAUGGUGGACCUGUGGCACCCCAACGUGGCCGCUGCCGAGAGACAAGCCUUGGACUACAUUUUCACUCCAGGCCGCUUAGAGGACAAAGAAGGGAAAUAGGUGUGUGAGAACCAUGUCCGAGCAGGGGACGGAUAGCAUUAAGAUACGUGUCUGUAGUGUUAGGGAGCAACACUUUCCUGCCUCCAGACCAGCUUUCACUGUGUGCAUCUUCUCCAGCUCGCACAGUGUUGCUCCCAACUCUUCUUAGCAGACGACCAAACAUUGGGCCUCUUUUAUCACCUGCUUUUAUUCUAUAGCUGUGAAAUGCAUCCAUGCAUUUGAUCAGAGCACUGUAAGUACACAAUUGUCCACACAGCUUAAAAAUGGCACCCUUCUGCCAAAUCUUUCUUUUGGUUUUUAAUUUAAAUGUACAAAAUGACACAUUAGGCAGGCAGGGUAAGGGUACACCUUCAGCGCAGAUUAUCAUUUAUUAUUUUUAAACACCUAGAAUAGGGAUGCAC
Nematolebias whitei (Rio pearlfish) is the source of this 2075-nucleotide messenger RNA. It is a transcript of the gene asphd2, whose product is annotated as aspartate beta-hydroxylase domain containing 2. NCBI's taxonomy places the organism in Eukaryota, Metazoa, Chordata, Actinopteri, Cyprinodontiformes, Rivulidae. The record is from RefSeq and is a predicted model, not a curated record. The transcript is spliced from 4 exons. Bases 565 to 1674 code for a protein of 369 amino acids.